GUGAGCCAGGCAAGGUAAUAUUAGAAGAAGAGUGUCAUUCUUCUUCUUGCAUCGAAGCAAACAAAUGUAGCGGUUCUGUAAUGGCAUCUCGAAGCUGUCCCACCAAAGGCGAAGUCUGCUGUUCCAUGAUAAAAGCUGAAGACAGACAUCGUUGCGGUCAUUUUGGAGGUGUAUGCAUGAACAAGUGUGCCCCGACAAUCCAAGUCAAGCAAGCUGAUGACUGUAGCAAUGGAGAAACAUGUUGCGUCUUGGUUUAACUGAAAACCGUAAAAAUAAAAAAGCUCGCAAUAAUUUGAAAUAAUGUAAUAUACUUCUCAACGUACCUGUAUGUAAUUAACAAAACAAUCAAACUGAAACUGUAAAAGUUUCAUGUAUAAUAACAUUGGCGCUCUUAAAGAUGGAGCUGUUCAAAUAAAACAUUUUUUCAGGCUUA
Molecule: messenger RNA, 433 nt
Organism: Copidosoma floridanum
Lineage: Eukaryota; Metazoa; Arthropoda; Insecta; Hymenoptera; Encyrtidae
Source: RefSeq, a predicted model, not a curated record